AUGUCGAGACCUAAGCUGAAAGGGGAGCUGUGGAGCGUGGCUCUGCGGAUCCUUCUAGUGUCUGUGAACGUGUUCGUAUUCCUGCUGUGCCUGGCGGUGUUCGUGACGGGGGUUUGGGGUCGUGUGGUUGAGAAGAGCUACCUGGAUGUCACGGGCGAGCCUAGUAUCACCAGAACCUCCCUUUCAGUGGCCGUUGUUGGAGCCUGCGCCUCCCUUCUGACUCUAAUGGGCAUCCUGGGUAGCGUCCUCUACCAGUCAAUAUGGGGUCGGAUGGUCCUCUCAGUGUACGCGUUCGUACUACCGUUCGUGAUAGUGGCCGAAGUGGCAGCUGGUGUGGCGGCCAUCCAGUACAGAAACGGCUUGGAGAGUCGGACGACGGUCGAUACCGUAAAAUCCCUCAACAGCACCUACGCUGACGGGGACAAGACCAGCUGGAACCAUUGGGACCAGUUUCAGACAGACAUGGAGUGCUGUGGUGCAAGAAACUACACCGACUACUACGACUUGUUCGGUCGAAACAUCGUGCCUCGCUCGUGCUGCACUAACUCUGCUAGGCACAGUGGACAGUGCGCCAACUAUUCCAACACACUGAAUUUGGCAGACAUACACAGCAAGCCCUGCCUGGACGUUAUUGUGCCCCAUUUAAAAACUGUCAUGCUGGAAAUAGCCAUAGUGGCCAUUGCAAUUGGUGCUGCUCAGAUAGUUGGGAUUGUAGCGUCUGCGAUUGCAAUACUGUGGACUGCUUUCUUGGAGGAGAGAAAGACCCACUCUUACAAGAGGUUGGAUCAGAGGACUAGCGAAUCGUCUGACUACAGUGCUACAUGA
Messenger RNA from Geodia barretti, 825 nucleotides. The record is from the annotation of a GenBank genome assembly. NCBI's taxonomy places the organism in Eukaryota, Metazoa, Porifera, Demospongiae, Tetractinellida, Geodiidae.